Cyphellophora europaea CBS 101466 is the source of this 1017-nucleotide messenger RNA. RefSeq lists its product as uncharacterized. The record is from RefSeq and is a predicted model, not a curated record. Gene Ontology annotation, cellular component: endoplasmic reticulum membrane. The transcript has 2 exons. Bases 1 to 1017 code for a protein of 338 amino acids. Gene Ontology annotation, biological process: ceramide biosynthetic process; ceramide catabolic process. NCBI's taxonomy places the organism in Eukaryota, Fungi, Ascomycota, Eurotiomycetes, Chaetothyriales, Cyphellophoraceae.
AUGGCUUCCCUCGCCCACCCGCAGAAGCCAUACCCGCCCCCCGACCAGCCUGGCUACUGGCAGCCUCACAGCGCGACUCUCCAAUGGUGUGAAGAGGACUACUACGCCUCGUACUAUGUGGCAGAAAUAAUCAACACCUUCACCAAUCUCAUGUUCAUCUAUCUCUCCUACAAAGGCGUUCGCAGCUGCUGGAAGCACGGCCACGACAAUGUUUUCACCGUCGCCUACUUUGGCUACUUUCUCGUGGGUUUCGGCAGCCUCAUGUUCCACGCCACGCUGCAGUACCCGUGGCAACUCGUCGACGAGCUCAACAUGAUCUACACCACCUGCCUCAUGGCCUAUGCGUCCCUGUCAUACUCAAGGCCCGUUGGCAUGCAGAUACUGCUUGGAAUCUUCCUGACCGCGCUCUGCCUCGGAAUUACACUGUACUACCACCACAUCCAGGACCCAACCUUCCACCAGAACGUCUACGCCGCCAUGACCGUCUUCAUCGUUUUCCGCUCCGUGUACAGCAUGGAGUCAACUUUGCGCCCUCACUUCCGCCGCAGCACCGAACAGCACCGCCGCGAGAUCCAGGGCCGCAAGCUGCCCGUGCCAACGAAAGCGGAUAACGAUGCCUUCAACACCCGCGACACGCUGAUCCUCAAGAACAUGUGGAUCCUCGUUGCCUACGGCGUCAGCAUCUUCCUUUCCGGUUUCGCCAUUUGGGGCAUAGAUAACGUCUACUGCGGCACCCUCCGCCGCUGGCGGCGCGAGCUCGGCAUGCCGUGGGGCUUCUUCCUCGAGGGGCACGGCUGGUGGCAUCUGAUGACCGGUAUCGGCGCUUACUGCUAUAUUGUCUGGGGCAUCCAUUUGCGACACGUCCUGAACGGCGAUCAGCACAGGUUCCAAAUGGUGUGGCCGAAUUGGUACACCCUGCCGGAGAUCGUCAAGGUCGACGGGGUGGGGCAAGAGAAGGAAAUCGAGUUGCAGGUCAACGGCACGCCGGUCAAUGGGCAUAGCAAGAAGACGAAAUAG